Molecule: messenger RNA, 393 nt
Organism: Cryptomeria japonica (Japanese cedar)
Lineage: Eukaryota; Viridiplantae; Streptophyta; Pinopsida; Cupressales; Cupressaceae
Product: flavonol synthase/flavanone 3-hydroxylase-like
Exons: 1
Coding region: 1-393 (130 amino acids)
Molecular function (GO): dioxygenase activity
Source: RefSeq, a predicted model, not a curated record
AUGGUUUUUCCAGAGGCUGAGCUCCCUGUAAUAGAUAUUUCUGUUCUUCAAUCAGAGUUAAGAGAAGGUGAUCCUGAACUUCAGAGGCUGUGCAAUCAAGCAAAAGAAGCUGCCCAACAGUGGGGAGCUUUUCGUGUGGUGAAUCAUGGAGUCGAAAAGGAGCUUCUAAACACAGUGGAUUCAGUUUCUCGAGGUCUUUUCAGUCUUCCACCCCAAGUAAAAGAAAGAGCCGUUUGUCUUCCAUUUGAUGGGUAUUCGAAGGGCGUUGGUCUUUCAUCUGGCGAGGCCAUAUGUUUCCUAGAAGUACAGGCUUCUGAUUCGAUUCAGCAAUAUGCACAAAAGCUAUGGCCCCAAGGAAAUCCUGAAUUUUGGUAUGUUACACAACUUGUUUGA